GAGAUAACAGAGAGCAGAGUAAGCAAAAGCAGUGUAGUCAUCGCGGCUUGAGCCAGACAACAACAAGAUUGUGUUGCGCGCGUGCAACGACGACGACGGUGACAAGUGCGAUGAGCCGAGCCGCCUGAUCUGAGAAAACGACGGGCGUUUUCUCGCCGCACUGCCAACUAUUAUCAACACACCACUCGGGAAACAACUGGGAUGAGUGUUUUCGGAGACUUCCAGCGGGUCUGGCAGGAUCGCUUCCCAGAUAGUGCUUUACCAGCUGCAUGGGAAGAAGAUGUUAGAGCAAAUCUGGUCAAACAUAAACAAAAGGUUAAUCAAUUAAGGGAAGAAUUAGAGAAAGAAGAGUUUUACGUAGAAUACUUAGAAAGGCUUUUAGCAGAUGUUGAAAGACAGAAAUUAGCCAAUGCAUCUGCAUCUUCAGAGUCCAAAGGAUCUGGUGGUGCAUCACCAAAUCAUCAAAGCUUCCACUCUGCAGAGACAAAUGUAUUAGAUUCAACAGCUCAAUCUGAGGAAGCUAAUAAUUGUGCUCCACCCCUUCCUGCUCGAGAAGAUCUCAGUAAAUUACAAAAUAAAUGUGUAAAUGAGUUGAGUUCAACUUUAUGUUCUAGUAAAAGGCCAAAAAGUGAAAUACCAAGAAGUCCAGAGAAAGUGCCUGAAUCUAGGAGGAACAGUGAUCCAAGUGAUAUACCAAGCAAUUAUAUCACUGUUAUUCAAGUCACAGGCAAUUCAAAGAAAGAUAAAAAUGAAGAUUCUGUAAAAGAAGAAGAUGAAAAAAGUUCUGAAAAACCUCUUGAAGAUGCAGAUGAUGGUGAUGCGGAUGCAUCAGAAGAAGAGCCUUACUAUGAUUCAGUAGCUCUUGAUCAAACUGGAGAAUAUGUUUAUAUUGAAGCCCAUGCACCUCCUAUUGGAAGCAAUGGCAAAAACAAAGUGCAAUUACGAAGACCACCUUCCCUACCAGAUUCUCCUGGGAACCAGAGCAAUUAUGUCAACAUUGACUAUUUUAUUCAACAUCGUGCAGCAAUGGAUAGUGAAGACGAAGAAAAUUCCGCCCCUCCUAUUCUUCUGCGUACCUUGAGUACUGAUAAUGAAACUGGUAGCAGUGAUGCUGAACCAUUAAGUCUCAGUGAAGGCAGUUUAGAAUCACCUACACCUACAACACCUCGGCGUCAGGAAAAAGGUAAAAGUCAAGAUAAUGACAGAACAUCAAUGGUCAAAUGUAUCAUCAAUUCUGUUGUUGAAAGUGAAACUAUAUAUGUUGAGUGCUUGGAUGUUAUGAUACAGUACAUGAAAGCUAUCAAUGCUACAGUUAACACAUCACAGCCAGUCAUAUCUCAAGAAGACUUCAACACUAUAUUUUAUAAAAUCCCUGAUUUACAUAGGUUGCAUCAAGAGUUCUUAGAUGAUCUACGAAAAAAACUUGAUACAUGGGAUAAUAAAACUACCAUUGGUGAACAAUUUAGGGUGAUGGCAAGUAAAAUCCGAGAUUAUGGUGCAUUUCUUCAUAACUAUGCUCGUGCCACUGACACAGUACGCCGCUGUUCCUCGCAAUCAUCGCAAUUUGCAGAAAUUACAAGAGAUAUUAGACUAAGGGGUUAUCCAAAGGGACCAGGAUUAUCUUUAGAAGAUCUCUUACAUAAGCCAGUAGCACGAGUUCAAAAAAAUGCAUUAGUGUUACAUGAUUUAUUGAAACACACUCCAUCAAACCACGCUGAUCAUGCCCCACUUUCAGAUGCAUUAGCAAUGACUCGUAAUUUUUUGGACGAAUUCAAUAUAAUUCAAACAAAGUCCAUGUUCAAGAGCCAUGAUCGUGCUCAAAGAAGGCUUGUAAAAAAUUCAUUUGUAGUCGAAUUAUCUGAUGGUCAUAGAAAGCUAAGGCAUUUAUUUCUUUUCAACGAUGUCAUUUCAUGUGCUAAAUAUAAGGCUUCUGGCAAAGACAAAUAUACUUUUGAAUUAAAAUGGUUUAUUCCUAUGUCUGAAGUAGUAGUUAUGGAAGAUGGUAUUGAACCGAGAGAAAAUAGCCCAGCAAAUGUAGUAGUACUUAGAUCUCAAGCUUGUACAGUUAGAGAUCAAAUUCUGUGGGAGGAAAAAAAUGAUGACAGAAAACUACGAAUUGGUGGAAGAGGUUCAGAAAAAAAUCGAAAAAAAUUAGCUGAAUUGGAGGCGCAAUUAGUGCUGGCAUCACCAAACUUGAUUCUUAAAGUUGGUCAAAAAAAUCAAAAUCGCAUCCAAAAUUCGUAUACAUUCUUUUUGUCGAGCGAAUUUGAACGAUCACAGUGGAUAGAAGCUAUUGAGGCAUUGCAACAGAGCGGACAACCACCGGGACCAUUACCGCUUAAUAUGUAUGAUUUAAAAGCAUGGAUAGCAGCAUGUCGAACUUAUUUACAAACCGACAUGGGUAGUUACUUAUUGCGCUCCGGUAGAGAUGAAUGUCUUUUAUUGGGAGAUCUGCAGCUCACUUUGCUGGGAAUCACGUCGCCUGGCUUGGACAGAACUGGUGACUUUUAUAUAGUAAUAGAAGUUGAUAGUUAUGGACACUACUUUAAAAGAGCAAAAAGUCACAUUGCCAGAGGGCAAAUGCCAAUUUGGGGACAAACUUUUAUCGUUGAGUUGGAAGGAAGUCAAAACGUUAGAUUCUUACUGUAUGAAGAAUGUGGAUCUCGAUCUGUAUUGAGAGGGAAAUGUGCUCAACGCUUGAGUCGCUCUUGGUUACUUGGGGAUCAAGUAACAAAGACAUUAAGCUUAGGUUCAGCUAGUCUCGAAGUUACACUCAAAUUUAUUCCAAGCGAAGUCACCUUACGACGCGUACCCUCUGCUAAACCUCAAGGUCUAUUUGGAGCUAAAAUCCUGCAAGUCUGCAAGCGUGAAAAACGCGACGUACCAUUCAUAGUAACAGCGUGCGUAAGAGAAGUGGAGAAAAGAGGGAUGGCCGAAGUAGGUCUCUACCGAGUGUCUGGUUCUGCUUCAGAUGUGGCCAAAUUACGGAAGUCAUUUGAAAGUAACUCGUACGAAGCAGAACAGCUAUUGAAAGAGGUGGAUGUUCAUUCGGUGACUGGUGUCCUGAAACUCUACUUACGCGAAAUGCCUGAAGCCUUAUUCACUGAUGCCCUCUACCCUGCCUUCCUCGACGCCUUCCAGAGCGGUGAGCUUUCACGGGGCAGUGCCUUACGCCGCGUCUACGACAGUCUCCCUCAGGUUAAUAAAGCCGUCAUCGAUUUUCUACUCGCACAUCUGAUUCGCGUUAACAAGUUUGAAGCCCAGAACAAGAUGUCUUUGCAUAAUUUGGCCACCGUCUUUGGGCCCACGUUAUUAAGACCUGGAACUAGUAAUCGUCCCGACGCCAAGAAUCGUGAUCCUUUGGCAGCCGGCACAGUCGAUGUGAUGGCGCAAGCCGGAAUACUUUACUGUUUUUUGCAGAUAAAUAUGCACCAGAACAAUCAAACGUCUACCCUCUAGUCAAAAUGUGUAAUAUUCAUAUAUUAUAUUAUAGAAGUGUAUUUCGAGCAACGAUUAUCGGAAACCAACAAUAGGGAACCUUUCGUUGAUUUUAAAACGAUUGUCCAAUGUUUGCUUGAACUUUAUUUUUUACUACGUGUUUGUUUGAGUGCGUUAUUGUUGUUUCGUUCUAGAAAUAUUCGCUUCAACAUCUUUCAUUUCCAUAUGAGAGAACAAACACCUUCUGGAAAAUUUUAUCGGGCCAAAUUCUAAUAUUUAAUAAAGAAAAAGGUAUAUUUGACAGGACCAUAAAUUGGAAACCUCCAAUAUGUUUUUAUAUACAAACAAAAAAUCAUUGUUUUGCUAUUACAAGUUUUAUAUGAAUUUUUUUAUAUUUUGCGUUUUUGAAAAUGAUUACAAAAAAAAUUUUUAUUGAUUAAAAAUUAGGUGUGCUAAUAAAUUACGUAAUUGGAAAAUAAAAUUAACGAUUAACUUCGCGAGCGGAGUUACUUCCGGUUUGCGUAUAAAAUUAUAUUUUCGAUUGAUGAGGUGAUAAAAACUGGGGAGAAAGUAUGAAUAAGUCUCACACUUUGAUUCAGCAAUAUCAGAUCGCAAUAAUCGGUAUAGUCAAGUUGGAAGUAAGAAAAAUUAAUCAAAAUCAUAAUGACAAUUCGGAAAAGCUUCUUUGUGAAAUAUCGAAAUAUCUUACUAUACAUCACGAGGAAUGUAAAUUAAGUUUCAUACAAGACUUUGCUUGAAAAUCCGUGAAGAAGGCAUCAUAUUUUUAUAAUUAUAAUAUUCUAUCAUAUUUUUAUUUUUACGGAUGGUGGUAAAUGGUGGUUUAUAUAAUAUUUUAAUCGAAGACUCUUGUAUCAACAAUUUUGGAGUACAUUGAUUUUAACCCACAUUACAAAAGAAAUGUUAAAUGUAACAAAAAUAUAUAUUUUUAAAACGCCGAAGGUUGCCCUCGUGUGUUCCCUCUUGAAGUCUGAGGAGUUGUCCGUGAAUUUUGAAACGUGUAUUUUUUAUAUUAUAAUCUAUGCAGGCAAUAUUAGCAGCUUAACCCGAAUUGAUGUACGUACCACAGGAAAUACUGCUUAAAGAACAUGAUUAUGCGCGAAUAAAAUUAGCGUUGAUAGGCCAAGUUUUAUAUUUUAUACUUUACCAUUAUGUACCAUGUAUUCUUGAAAACGAAAUAGUAAAUACACCUAAAAGAAACACUUUUUAAUCGUAGAUGAAAAUGGCAUAUAAUAUAUAUUAAGAAAAUCAGUACCUUCUAAGAAAUACAAGGUAACUGAUUUUCGUAUCAUAGUCAAACAAACAUACAAAAUUAUCCAUCAAUUUACCAGCUUUAACACAUUCUUUACUAUAAAUGUUUCUCAGUCAUAGAACAAUUUCUAAGAUUUAAAAAUAUUAUAAGUCACUGCCAACUUGAAAAACAUCAAAGGUAUUUAACUUUUAUACCAAUAAAUUUACAAGUAUGCUAAAUCUGAAUAUAUGUGCUGCUAACUAUUACGAGAAAGUAGAAAAUGUAGUUUUCGAUUAUUGUUCCUAUAAAAUUCAAAUUCGUCCAUUCCACUGUUGUGCAAUGUAUAUUUAUUCAACAAACUGGUGUUUUCAUUGCUUAGAUUUUUGUAAAAUAUUCUAUUCCGUUUAUCAACACUUUGAAUUUUCAACAUUUUGAUAAACCAUUGUCAAAGCAAUAGAUUGAAAAUGCGGUCGUGUUACAAUGUACGUAAAAAUAGUUGUGCAAACAACUCUUCUAUUGAUAUGGUUCAACGAAUUUUUUCAAAUCGAAUCAUUCACUUGUAAAUGCCUCCUUUCAUCUGGUAUUAAUUGAAAAAUUGUGAGAAAUGGAGUAGAAUUAAAGAUAAAAGUAGUUCUGUCAAAAACAUAAGAUUGUUUACAUUCGCUUUGAAAGUAACCAUUGCACCAAAGAAAAAAUUUAUGUCUGUUUUUUGACAUGGCACAGGAAAUCAAAAACAUUUGACAGUAAAAAUUACUCCUUUUCUAGACCUGUCCCAAGUUAUAAAUGGUACAGCGAGAAAGUUUUGUUAACCUGUUUACAAAAAUAAGUGAAAUCAUACGUGAAGAGAAAAAUUUUUAAGCUUUGGAAUCUGUUUAAUUGUUAGCUCGCGAACUCAUUGAUUGACAUUCAUACGUGAAUAUUGCGUGAAAACUGAACACAUUGAAACUUUAAAGAAUACAGUGAUAUGAAGCAUAAAAAAAAGAGAGUGAAAAGAAUUAAUUAAUUCAAGUGAAUAUAUGCAUACUUUGCUUGACGCUAGAAUGCACGUGUAUAUGCGAGUUUGUAUGCUGAUUAUAUUAGACGUGAACGCAAUGGCCCAUCUGUAUUAUGUAUCAUAAAGUACAUAUGAAGUAUUUUUUAUAAUUCUUAAGUAUAACCGUAUUUUCUACCUUGAAUAUUAAACGUUUUGAUAAAAGAAAUCGAUGCACAUACCUUUGUACACGGAAAUUGUUGUGAGGAUCAUUGAAAAAAAUAAUUAAAGUAAGCAAAAGUUCUCUUUCAAGGUAGAUGAAGAUUUACGUCUUUUACAUUACGAUAGUAAAGAAAUUUAAGCCGAUAUGUUUCUUUUUCAAUUGUAUGAUCUUAGCAUGUGUAAAAUUGAUGAUUAUUGCUACCUUAUUAGAUUAUAUUUUACAUAUAUAUAUAUACAUGUAUGUAUAUAUGUAUGUAUGUAU
Messenger RNA from Phymastichus coffea, 6141 nucleotides. It is a transcript of the gene RhoGAP1A, whose product is annotated as active breakpoint cluster region-related protein. The record is from RefSeq and is a predicted model, not a curated record. NCBI's taxonomy places the organism in Eukaryota, Metazoa, Arthropoda, Insecta, Hymenoptera, Eulophidae. Gene Ontology annotation, cellular component: membrane. Gene Ontology annotation, molecular function: guanyl-nucleotide exchange factor activity; GTPase activator activity; protein serine/threonine kinase activity. Gene Ontology annotation, biological process: intracellular signal transduction; protein phosphorylation; positive regulation of GTPase activity. The coding region runs from base 202 to 3459 and encodes 1085 amino acids. The transcript has 13 exons.